UCAUCCUCCUGGUACUCGAGUCCCGACCUCCUUUGGAGAACGUGCUCCGAAGACUCCAGAAAGAUGUCUUCUCAACAGCAGCAGUGCAAGCAGCCCUGCCAGCCCCCUCCUGUGUGCCCACCUAAGUGCCCAGAGCCGUGCCCGCCCCCAAAGUGCCCAGAGCUGUACCCACCCCCACAGAGGCAGCAGAAAUGCCCUCCUGUGCAACCUCCUCCACCAUGCCAGCAGAAGUGCCCACCCAAGAGCAAGUAACAGCUUCAGCAUCAACAGGAUCUGGAAAAGAGAGGACCAUUGGCUCGCCUGCUUCCACAGCUCCACCUUCACCUUCUCUUCUAAGCCUUCAUGGUGGCAGAACCGGCUCCUCUAGCCUUCAGCCUGUAAAAUGCCUGUGUGACUCCUGAUGGCAAAAGGGUUCCUUCCUGAGGCUGUCACGCUGCUCCUCUCCAGGAGGGAGCUGAGGAAGGGCAUCCUCAGCUGUGCCAGCAUCCCAGAGCUUCAGGAGGAAGAGCAGCAGGGGAUGCUCCUGAUGUCUUUUGUGUCUUUUGUUUCUUCCAUUUCCUGAAUAAAGUGACAUUUCUUGUGAUGGGA
Messenger RNA from Equus caballus (horse), 588 nucleotides. RefSeq names its product small proline-rich protein 2I. The record is from RefSeq and is a predicted model, not a curated record. Gene Ontology annotation, cellular component: cornified envelope. Lineage: Eukaryota; Metazoa; Chordata; Mammalia; Perissodactyla; Equidae.